Molecule: messenger RNA, 1736 nt
Organism: Monomorium pharaonis (pharaoh ant)
Lineage: Eukaryota; Metazoa; Arthropoda; Insecta; Hymenoptera; Formicidae
Product: fatty acid synthase-like
Exons: 4
Coding region: 1088-1654 (188 amino acids)
Biological process (GO): fatty acid biosynthetic process
Molecular function (GO): fatty acid synthase activity
Source: RefSeq, a predicted model, not a curated record
CUAUGGUCUAGUGGGGAUAAUGAUGCUUGUUGAGAAACAACGUAAAUUUAUAUAUAUAUAUUUCUUAUUAUAAUUAUGUUAUAUUGUAUCAUCAUGAUACAUGAAAUGUAUCAAUUCUCAAAAUUUUUUAAGAAAUAUUUAUAAAUAUUCAAAAAUUCUCUAAAUUAAUCAGAAUUUUUCAUUUUUCAUCUAAGUUUUUCUGAGAAACGUUCCAAUUCUUAUAAAAAAUCAGAAAAUUCUGAGAAAAAUCUAAAAAAUUCUGAAAAAUUUUUCCACCAGGGUAUUUUAAAUUAAAUUCGCAUUGAUAGAAUGACAGGUUACAUCUGUAUAGGAUUAUUAUUAGCGCUCCAGAUAUCUAUUGUAAUACAGACCCAAGAUUGUUUUUCGAAAACAACUAUCAUAUCGGAUUUUAUAGACAUUACUUUGUUCAACAAAUAAUUUUAAAAGAUACUUUUUGAUAUUAGUUUCACAUCAAAUAAUCCAUCAAUUAACAUAAUGCAUAAAUGUUAAAUAAAUUAAUUGAAUAAAAUUAAUAGCUUUAUAAGUGUUAUUUUAUUUUAAUGUCUAACAUGUUAAACUUAUUUACAUACCCAGAUAGCACAGGAUAUCUUAUAGACAUCAAGUUUAAGUCCAAGUUGCGUCCGAACGUCCGUGGACGCAAAAUGGACAUUUAAUGGACGUCCGUGUUGUACAUUAAAUGGAUGUCUUUUUUCGGACAUCUUAUGAACAUCCAAUUUUUAUCCACGUUUAAUUUUAUGAUUUUAUAUAAAUUACAAACUUUAUAAACUCUCUAAAAAACAUACGAUAUAAUAUUGUUACGCGCGCUGCCCGGUAUACUCUGCGAUCGCGAGUCAGUUGUCGGAUCGGGAAUAUCGAUCGGCGGCGGCCGUCAGCUGUCAAGAGCUACGGCAAUGGGGUUAAACAAGGAAGAAUAGACAGUCUCGGAGCGACUUCGAGUUUGUACGGACGUUUUACUAUAACUGCAAUAAAAGCUGUUCGAUUCUUCUGAUUUAAGGGGCUACAUACACCCAGAGACGUAAAAAAUAGAACAUGUUUCAGAAUAAAUUUGAACUAAAAAUAUUAAAAAAUGGCGGAGAUAUUGUCCUCGUCGCAAGACCUUGUCAAGGCUAUCUGUAAUGUUUUUUGUAAAAAUAGAAAAACUCCGUUAAUGAUUGGUUCUGUUAAAUCUAAUCUUGGCCAUGCUGAAGCAGCAAGUGGCAUCACUCAGAUUGCUAAGGUAAUAAUAGCAUUCGAAAGCGGGUUUGUUCCUCCAAAUAUUAACUAUACAACACCACGGAAUGAUAUAGACGCCUUAAUGAAUGGAACUGUUUGUGUCGUCCAAGAACCGAUUCCACUUAAGAACGGUUACAUAGGUAUCAAUUCUUUUGGUUUCGGAGGAGCUAAUGUUCAUACAUUGUUAAAGUGGAAUCAAAAACAGAAAAUUAACAACGGUUUACCGAAUGAUGACUUGCCCAGACUUGUGAUAUUAUCUGGACGUACUGAAGAAUCUGUGAAGUUGUUUCUAAACGACGUCGUUAAUCAUCCAAUAGAUAAAGAAUACAUCCGUUUAUUACACGACAUCCAUGCAGACAAUAUAGAAGGUCACCCAUGGAGAGGAUUUAUUAUACUUAAUAAUCAGCAAAAAAACCAAUAAAGGAAAUUCAAAACUGUGAAAGUAUGAAAAGACCUGUUUGGUUUAUAUUUUCUGCUCUAGGCACACAAUGGCCAGGAAUGGG